GCCGGGCCGGGCGGCUGGAGCGGCGGCGGCGGCGGGUGGGAGCAGCAUGGGUGUGAUAGGUGUACAGUUGGUGGUGACCAUGGUAAUGGCUAGUGUCAUACAGAAGAUCAUACCUCAUUAUUCUCUUGCUCGUUGGCUUCUCUGCAGUGGCAGUUUACGAUGGUAUCAACAUCCUACUGAAGAAGAACUACGGAUUCUUGCAGGGAAGCAAAGAGGGAAGAGCAAAAAAGAUAGGAAAUAUAAUGGUCAUAUUGAAAACAAACCUCUAACCAUUCCAAAGGACAUUGAUCUUCAUCUGGAAACAAAGUCUGUGACUGAAAGGGACACUAUAGCAUUGCAUUACUUUCCUGAGUAUCAGUGGCUGGUGGAUUUUACUGUUGCAGCUACAGUUGUGUAUGUGGUGACUGAAGCCUAUUACAGUAUUGUGAAGCCCUCACAGGAAAUGAAUAUCAGUGUAGUGUGGUGUCUGCUUGUCUUGGCGUUUGCAGUUAAGGUACUGUUUUCAUUGACCACCCAUUAUUUCAAAGUGGAGGAAGGAGGUGAAAGAUCAGUUUGCGUCACCUUUGGCUUUUUCUUCUUUGUGAAAGCAAUGGCAAUUUUGAUUGUGACAGAAAACUAUCUGGAGUUUGGGCUGGAAUCAGGAUUCUCAAAUUUCUCGGAAAGUGCUAUGCAGUUCCUUGAAAAACAGGGUUUGGAAUCACAGGGUCCUGUGUCUAAACUAACCUUCAAAUUGUUCCUGGCUGUUCUGUGUUCACUUAUUGGUGCUUUUUUGACAUUCCCUGGCUUGCGACUGGCUCAAAUGCAUCUGGAUGCUCUGAAUUUAGCAACAGAAAAAAUAACACAAACAUUGCUUCAUAUAAACUUCUUGGCACCUCUAGUUAUGGUUCUUCUGUGGGUAAAACCAAUCACUAAGGACUACAUUAUGAACCCGCCUUUGGGCAAAGAGAGCAUACCUUUAAUGUCAGAAGAUACAUUUGACACCAUGAGGUUGUGGAUUAUAAUCCUGUUGUGUGCUCUGCGGUUGGCGAUGAUGCGCAGUCAUUUGCAGGCCUAUCUGAAUCUAGCCCAGAAAAGCGUGGAUCAGAUGAAAAAGGAAGCUGGCAGGAUAAGUACAGUUGAUUUACAAAAAAUGGUGGCUCGGGUAUUCUAUUAUCUUUGUGUAAUUGCACUGCAGUAUGUUGCACCAUUGGUGAUGCUCCUUCACACAACUCUGCUUCUGAAAACACUAGGUAAUUAUUCUUGGGGCAUCUACCCGGAACCGAAUUCCGACACUCCAGUAGAAAACAAUCUGCUUCCCAAUUCAAUUUAUUCUGAAUCUCCACCCGCUGAUGGAAAGAUGAAAGUAACUGUAGUACAAAUAACAAUGGCUUUGGGAAGCCUAAAGAAUAUUUUCACUCCUCUCCUGUUCCGGGGACUCCUGUCUUUCCUUACCUGGUGGGUUGCUGCUUGUCUCUUUUCUACAAGCCUUUUUGGGCUUUUCUAUCACCAGUACCUGACUGUGGCAUGAGCAGAUCAACUGAUAAGUACAACAUCAAAUUCUAGAUACAAACCCAGGUACCCAAGAGGAGAUGAAGAUAAAAGAAGAAAGCUAUAUAUGAAGAGAAAACAUAUCAGUUUUUUUUUAAAACUCUUCCUCUGUGUUCUCAGGGUGAAUAUUCUUAAAAUGUUUAAAGUUACAACUGGGUUUGUUAUUUUGUUACCAAGGUGGUAGGUAACUAAUUCAAUUAUAGUAAUGAGACUGACAUUAUUGUGUGGCAGGUGUUGGUGGCAUGUUACAAAGAUACAGCCUCUGCGUAUCUUGAUUUCCAUUGAGAAGAUGUCACCCUCAACACUUUGUGUUCUAAGAAUCAGCUGUCAGUGACUGAACUGUGUAAGUAGGCACUGGUUAUGCUGAUGAUGGCUGCCUAUUCAGUAAAAUCUUGAAACUGAGCCAUACAAUGGAAUAUGAAAGGGGAUUUUAAAAAGUUCUGUUGGAUAGCUGUUGAUCACUUUUCUCCAUGAAAAAUGAAAUAAUCCAACAGGACAACAGAGAUACUGUAUAUUACAGUAAAAAAAGUUGUAUAAAAUUUAAAUUUAACAUAAGAUAAAUGUGUGGACCUGGCAGGUAUUGCUGCCUAAAUAUUAUGCAGAAAUGCUUGCACAGUGAGAGGGGAAUUAUUAAAUAUAUAUAUAUAUAUAAAAAAUACAGUCCCUGCAGUCAUUUUGAGGUAAUGGCCAUCUGUAUUGGUGCUAAUAUUGAUCCACAGAUUCCAUUUGGAUCUUUUAAAUUUCUUCUUUUUAGGUAAUAGAUAAAUUCCAUUGAAUUCACAAAAUAAUAGAAGUAGAUAAGUGACACCAUUCAAACAUUUCAAAACAGUUUAAUCCUGCUGACUAAGAGUGUAUGUAUCUGUAAUGUACAUAUAAAUAUAUAUUAUAUAUCAAAUAUAUAAUAUAUAUGAAGUUGCAAAAUACGGAAUCUUUAUUUUAAAUUGUUGAAUGUAUAUUACAAGGCCAUGGGAGAGGUAUACAUCUUAAUUCAAGAUCCCAUUUGAAAUGAAAAUUAAAUUUGUUGAAAGUUCAGUUGAAAGGGCUAUUUGAUUUUGGUGCCUCUACAAAGGUACUUAGCUAUACUAAAGAACUUAAGCUAUUUUGCAAGAAGAGAUCAACUUCAUCUGUUGAUGCUGAAAUACCAGCUCUGUCAGAUUGUCUCCUUUAGCCAGUGUAAUCUGUGUUAACUUGGCCGUAUGGUAACAAAUAAUAUCUCUCAGAAAUAAUAAUUUUCUGUGUAAUAAACAGUUAUUGUAAGGAGGAGCAAAGCAUUGACUUUAAAAGUUUUGCUUCAGUGGAGGGUUAGACCCUACAUAUCAAACUGUUGUGAAACAAUGAAUUACAAUGUUUUAGAUGUUUUGUGUAAUUGGAGAACAAAAAUGGGGAUUCAUAUGUAGUAGCUUUUUUAAAAUGUUAAUAUUACACUGCAGAGUUCAGUGCUUUAUUUUUUUUAACUAAUACUGGCUACUUUUCUGUUAGUGUUCUUUUUCUCUUGAAUUUGUGCUUUGGCAUAUAAGCAUUUAUAAAUGGAAAAGCUUAAAUAUUUAAUAUGUUGCAAACCUGCCAUAUGGGAAAGCAAACUGUCCAUGAAUGCAGAAACUUCAGAAUUUAAGCUGGUGAUAAAUUGUCUUGUUAUGUUGAA
Molecule: messenger RNA, 3169 nt
Organism: Oxyura jamaicensis (ruddy duck)
Lineage: Eukaryota; Metazoa; Chordata; Aves; Anseriformes; Anatidae
Gene: TMEM161B
Product: transmembrane protein 161B
Exons: 12
Coding region: 47-1507 (486 amino acids)
Source: RefSeq, a predicted model, not a curated record